Messenger RNA from Dermochelys coriacea (leatherback sea turtle), 2468 nucleotides. RefSeq names its product alkylglycerol monooxygenase (gene AGMO). The record is from RefSeq and is a predicted model, not a curated record. NCBI's taxonomy places the organism in Eukaryota, Metazoa, Chordata, Testudines, Dermochelyidae. Gene Ontology annotation, biological process: lipid biosynthetic process. Gene Ontology annotation, cellular component: endoplasmic reticulum. Gene Ontology annotation, molecular function: oxidoreductase activity; iron ion binding. The coding region runs from base 317 to 1669 and encodes 450 amino acids. The transcript has 13 exons.
AAAUCCAACCGGAAGGAGAAAUCGAGAAACGAACCGUUGCCUUGUCUCUUCUUUUUUAUAUCCGAGGCCUGGGGGAGCGUGUCCAGCGUGUCCCCAGGGCAGGCCGCCGGUACCGGCCGGGUGUGCUGGCCUGGAGGGGAGGCAUGAGGGAACGGCGGGCUCGGGCUCGGGCUCGGGCUCAAGCUCAAGCGGCGGGGGAAGGGAGCGGGCUGCGAUAUUCACUUGCUCAGCGGCUUGGCUUCCGCCUCUUCCCCGCGGACGGACUUUCGCCCCGGGAUUCUCUCCCCUCCCUAUCGGCAGGGAGGCAGCCGGAGCCAUGGACGGCCCCGCAGCUCCGCAGGGAGGCCUCUCGGGGUCCCAGCAAGUCCGCAUGAUGCUCUAUGCCCUGCAGCCCCAUGAGAGCUCCUUCCCCAGCCUCGAGGAGGUGCCCGAUUAUGUGAAUAAGGCUACGCCGCUUUUCCUUGUCUUGAUGCUGUUGGAGUUUGUUGUCAGUUGCGUUUGGAAGCAUCAGGCACCAGGGAGGAUCAAUGAUAGCAUAACUUCUGUUUCUGCAGGAGUCCUGUCUCGACUUCCAGAUGUUGUGUCCAGAAGCCUUGAAUUGACUACCUACAUCUAUGUGUGGGAUAACUACAGACUCUUUGAACUGCCAUGGGACUCACCAUGGACCUGGUAUAUGACAUUCCUAGGAGUAGACUUUGUAUACUACUGGUUCCAUCGCCUGGCCCAUGAGGUUAAUAUAUUGUGGGCAGCACACCAAGUACAUCAUAGUUCUGAAGCUUAUAACUUAUCCACAGCACUGAGACAAUCUGCACUGCAGAGAUACUCUUCUUGGGUUUUCUACUUGCCUAUGGCUCUUUUUAUUCCUCCAUCAGUAUAUGCUGUUCAUCUCCAGUUUAAUCUCCUUUACCAGUUUUGGAUACAUACAGAGGUAGUUAACAACCUUGGACCUCUGGAGCUGAUUCUUAAUACUCCCAGUCACCACAGAGUUCACCAUGGCAGAAAUCCUUACUGCAUUGACAAAAAUUAUGGUGGUACCCUCAUUAUUUGGGAUAGAAUUUUUGGAACAUUUGUGGCAGAAAAUGAUAAAGUUAUAUAUGGCCUAACACACCCAAUAAGUACAUUUGAACCUUUCAAGGUCCAGUUAUGUCACUUGGUUUAUAUGUGGAGCACAUUUUGGGCCACACCUGGAUUCAGUAAUAAGCUCUCUGUAAUAUUCAAAGGCCCAGGUUGGGGACCAGGAAAACCUAGACUCGGCCUUCCUGAGGAAAUCCCAGUGAUCACUGGAAAAGAGGUUCCAUUCAAUCCCAAAUUGCCAAUAUAUCUUUCUGUCUAUGCAGUAGUACAUUUUACCUUGAUGCUGGGCUUUUAUGUGGACCUGUUUGAGACCCAGGCCACAUUAUCACAGGUAACUCUUCUCCUGAGGAUUGGCUACAUUAUCCUGACAUUGACCUCCAUUGGAUUCCUUAUGGAGCAAAGUUCUAGGCCCAAAGCAGCUAGUUUGGAAGCUGUCCGCUGCUCAGUCUUUCUCGUUCUGCACAAACUUAGUUACCUGAAAAUAUACAUUGCUUCCUUGGCAUUUACUUAUGAGGUUUUAUUUUCACUCUGCAUUGCAUUCUGGGGAGUACAAAUUAUGAAGCAACUGAUCUCCAAUACAGCAAAACAUCAGUGAAUUAUGGAAAGAGCCCUUUGGAAUAUGCUUCAAAGUUGCUUGAAAUAAAUUGAUGGUGCCUCUUUCUGAAACUCAAGCAUUUCACACAGGCUAGGUAGGAAUCAUGAUGUUUUAUGAAGGUUUGAAAGAUGUAUUAAAAAUGGUCAUCUGGUUUUAUUUGAUCCUUUAAAUAUUGAUUCUCCUGUUUACCCAAGUUAAAUUUAAGGUCCCUAUAUUUUUUUCUUGUGCUUUCACAGCACUUUUUUUUUACAUUCAAGGGAUCACAAUAUUCUUAAAGCAUGUAAAAAUAAUAGCAUUUUUCAAUCACUUUAGUAGUAUGUAACCAUAUGUGGAAAGCAUUCUUUACAAUAGCAAUAAUUAAAAUCAUAUUUGUUGCAACCUGGUAGUCUCCAUAGAGACUAAAUCUAAAAGAAUGUAAAUGUAAAUUUUUCCAUAAUGAUUGAAUUACAAUAGAAUCUCAGCGCCAUGCACAAUUGUGUGUUCAUAACAUACAACUACAUAAGGAUGAGUAGUUGAGACAGGAAAAUGAUUUAAAACAGCAUGAUACAAUAACUCUGAUUUGUAUUAAUUGAAUUUUUUUCAAUUAACUAGAUAUAUCAUGUGUUGUGUAAUGCAGGCUUGCAGCUUAGGUUAAUUUGUUUAAGGAGUACAUCCGCAUUUACCAACAACUUUAGGACUGACCUCACCAACACUGACACAAGCAAGUUGCUCCAUUGACUACAGUAACUCCUUUCACAAAAAGAAAAGGAGUACUUGUGGCACCUUAGAGACUAACAAAUUUAUUAGAGCAUAAGCUUUC